AAAAUCACACCGCCUCCCGCAGUCCGCUCUCCCCUGCGAAUCUGCGCACUUAAAAUCGGAAUCCCUAAGACGGCAAAUUUUACAAUUCAAAGACCAGAGACCACAGCACUUGAACGAAUACAAAGCCACGAAGGGUGCCAUUCUUCCUGUGUAUGUGAUAUAUAUUCUUCUGCUAGCUUCCAAUGGCCGAGGAACCUGAGAAAGCUAAUUCUGAAGACCCUCAACAGACAGUUUGCAGUUUCUUCAGAAAGCCAUCAAAGGCCAAAAACAUCAGAAAACGUACUGCCAUUGAAGAAGGUGAGAAUGAAGAUGGAGAUCCAAAAGACGAGACUUCGGUAGUAUUUAAUAAGAAGAAGCCAGCAGUUGCUGACAACAAGCUGCACUUUUCUACUGGGCCCUCAAAGCGGGAGAUGACCUCGGAAUCUGAUGCAGAUUCGAAAAAACCUCUUUUUCAGUUUGAGUCCUCGAGGGAGAUUCAGGUUCAGACUGAUAAUAAAGCAACUGCUACGCUGGAAACUGAGACUGAGUUCUCAAAAGAUGCCCGGGCAAUUAGGGAGCGAGUUCUCAAGCGAGCAGAAGAGGCAUUGAAAGGGAAAAAUGACAACACUGCGGAUGAGAAAUUGUAUAAGGGGAUACAUGGAUAUACUGACUACAAGGCAGGUUUCCGGAGAGAGCACACAAUUUCCAGUGAGAAAGCUGGUGGAUCACAUGGUCCUCUUAGAGCUUCUGCUCACAUUAGAGUUUCUGCCAGGUUUGACUAUCAGCCAGAUAUCUGUAAGGACUACAAAGAAACUGGAUAUUGUGGCUAUGGAGACUCGUGCAAGUUUAUGCAUGAUCGAGGGGAUUAUAAGUCAGGAUGGCAGCUGGAGAAGGAGUGGGAUGAAGCAGAGAAAGCCAAGAAGAGAAGAAUGGAAAUGGGAAUGCUCGAUGAUGAAGAAAGUGCAGAGCAGAGUGAUGAUGAUGACGAUGAUGCGCUGCCCUUUGCAUGUUUCAUCUGUAGGCAACCUUUUGUUGACCCCGUUAUGACAAAGUGCAAGCACUACUUCUGUGAGCAUUGUGCAUUAAAGCAUCAUGCGAAAAAUAAGAAGUGCUUCGUAUGCAAUCAGCCUACCCUCGGGAUAUUCAAUACUGCUUUUGAGAUACGCAAGAAGAUGGCUGCUGAAGGAAAAUGAGGUCCUUGCCAUUUUUCUUCUAUUAACUGUGGUAAUUUGUAUUAAGUUUAGUAAUUUACUAACUUUGAGUCUUGAUGUUACUAACUUUGGGCCGGGAUAGACAAUGCAACAAAUAUAAACAUAAAUUCUGAAAUUUGUUGCUCAAGAAACCACACCAUAGUAAAGCUUUCUUAUCUAGGCACCUGUGAUCAAAAUGCACAUGUAAAAAGAAAGCAUCAACAUUAUACUUGUCACUAUGCAUUGAUUAUUUUUGCACUGUCUGGAAAACUUCUUGGGAGAAUUCUAUCUUUCUACUAUUUACAUAA
This is a messenger RNA of Ipomoea nil (Japanese morning glory), 1477 nucleotides long. Its product is annotated as zinc finger CCCH domain-containing protein 1-like. The coding region runs from base 183 to 1172 and encodes 329 amino acids. The record is from RefSeq and is a predicted model, not a curated record. Gene Ontology annotation, biological process: snoRNA splicing. Gene Ontology annotation, molecular function: metal ion binding. The transcript has 4 exons. NCBI's taxonomy places the organism in Eukaryota, Viridiplantae, Streptophyta, Magnoliopsida, Solanales, Convolvulaceae. Gene Ontology annotation, cellular component: U2-type spliceosomal complex.